Molecule: messenger RNA, 1571 nt
Organism: Pyrus x bretschneideri (Chinese white pear)
Lineage: Eukaryota; Viridiplantae; Streptophyta; Magnoliopsida; Rosales; Rosaceae
Product: GPN-loop GTPase QQT2
Exons: 6
Coding region: 146-1381 (411 amino acids)
Molecular function (GO): GTPase activity
Source: RefSeq, a predicted model, not a curated record
AUAGUUCCCAAAUUUCGGCCUUUUUAUUCUAUUUCGGCCGAUAAAUCCCUGAACCUCCCAUAAACCCCACACUCCCGCCGCAGCUCACAGUGUCGCAGCCCUACUUCCGACGAGCAGCCAAACCCAGCAACUCUCCUUCACUCAAAUGGACAUUGAUUCCGAUUCCCAGAAAAUCAAUAUCAAAUCGCAGGAAGCAGGCGACCCGCCAGUUCCCAUGGACUCUGAAAACUCGUCUGCCAUCAAAAAGAAUGAUGGGAAAGAAAGUGAGGAGCUUACUAAUUCAAUGAAGAAACUCCAAGUUGAGGAAUCGUCUUCUGGAUCAGGGCAGGCAGCAGUGUCCAACUUCAAGAGAAAACCGGUUAUUGUAAUCGUUGUGGGCAUGGCAGGGAGUGGCAAGACAACCUUUAUGCAUCGGUUGGUUUCACACACACAUGAAUCGAACAUUCGUGGCUAUGUGAUGAAUCUCGACCCGGCUGUGAUGACUCUCCCGUUUGGUGCCAACAUUGACAUAAGGGAUACUGUUCGGUACAAGGAGGUGAUGAAACAGUUCAAUCUUGGACCAAAUGGUGGGAUUUUGACUUCACUCAACUUGUUUGCUACCAAGUUUGAUGAGGUUGUCUCUGUCAUUGAGAAGCGAGCGGAUCAGCUUGAUUAUGUUCUUGUGGACACUCCUGGUCAGAUUGAGAUAUUCACUUGGUCGGCUUCUGGUGCUAUCAUCACAGAAGCAUUUGCUUCAACAUUUCCCACUGUAAUCGCGUAUGUGGUAGAUACGCCUCGUUCAGCUAGUCCAGUUACUUUUAUGAGCAAUAUGUUGUACGCUUGCAGUAUCCUUUACAAGACAAGGCUGCCUCUUGUGUUGGCAUUCAACAAGAUUGACGUUGCUCAACAUCAGUUUGCUUUGGAGUGGAUGGAGGAUUUUGAGACAUUUCAAGCAGCGGUGAGUGCAGAUAGUUCAUAUUCUUCAAAUUUGGCUCAGAGCCUCUCCCUUGUGUUGGAUGAAUUCUAUAAGAACUUGCGGUCUGUUGGAGUGUCUGCGGUUACUGGUGCUGGAAUGAAGGAUUUCUUUAACGCCAUUGAAGCAAGUACUGAUGAAUACAUGGAAACUUAUAAGGCUGAUCUGGACAAGAGACGGGCAGAGAAGCAACGAUUAGAGGAGGAACACAGAAAGGAGAACAUGGAGAAGUUAAGGAAGGAUAUGGAGAAAUCCAGGGGAGAAACUGUGGUCUUGAGCACCGGUUUGAAGGACAAAGAUGAGAGGGGUAAAGCCAUGAUGGAUGAGGAUGAAGAAGAUGAAGUUGAAGAGGAAGAUGAGGUUUUUUCUGAAGAUGAGGAAGGUAUAGAUGAAGAUGAAGACGAAGAGGUUGGCAGGUUCUCAUUUUAGUGAUGCUUCGUUGCUGGCAGAUGUUUUUUGGAUUGUAAAGUAUUAACUCGCUAGUUAUUAGUUACCAAGGGAAUGGAUGCCGAUGCUAUCACUUGGGGGUGGACGUUGGUAAAGGAGUAUUUUUUUUCAUCAAUUUGUUUGGAUGUAAACUUUGUUGGUGAAAAUGCAAUGAAAUUGGUUGUACAAUGCA